Rhagoletis zephyria (snowberry fruit fly) is the source of this 989-nucleotide messenger RNA. Its product is annotated as heat shock protein 68-like. The record is from RefSeq and is a predicted model, not a curated record. Gene Ontology annotation, molecular function: ATP-dependent protein folding chaperone; ATP binding. Lineage: Eukaryota; Metazoa; Arthropoda; Insecta; Diptera; Tephritidae.
GGAUCCCGUAGAGAAGGCUCUUAAUGAUGCGAAAAUGGAUAAGAGUCAGAUUCACGACAUUGUACUCGUUGGUGGUUCAACACGCAUACCAAAGGUCCAAAGUUUACUUCAAUCAUUCUUUGGAGGUAAGAGUUUGAACCUUUCUAUCAACCCAGACGAGGCUGUGGCUUAUGGUGCAGCGAUACAGGCAGCCAUAUUGAGCGGUGAUAAGAGCAGCCAAAUUCAAGAUGUGCUUUUGGUGGACGUGGCACCAUUGUCACUUGGAAUUGAAACUGCUGGUGGAGUGAUGACAAAACUUAUAGAACGAAACAGUCGCAUUCCAUGCAAACAGUCAAAAACCUUUACAACUUAUGCAGAUAACCAACCCGCAGUCACCAUCCAAGUGUUUGAGGGCGAACGUGCCAUGACCAAAGAUAAUAAUUUGUUGGGCACUUUCAACUUAACUGGAAUUCCACCAGCACCGCGUGGUGUUCCCAAGGUAGAUGUUACAUUUGAUUUGGACGCCAAUGGCAUUUUGAAUGUGACUGCAAAGGAGAUGAGCACCGGAAAUGCGAAGAAUAUAGUCAUAAAGAACGACAAAGGACGUCUAUCUCAAGCAGACAUCGAUCGUAUGGUUAAUGAAGCUGAAAAAUAUGCGGAGGAAGACGAGAAACAGCGCCAACGUGUUGCUGCUCGCAAUCAGCUUGAGAGUUAUGUGUUUAAUGUAAAGCAAGCAGCAGAUGAAGCCGGCAGUAAACUAAGUCAGUCGGAUAAAGAUCAUGUCCUCGAAAAGUGUAGCGAGACAAUUAAAUGGCUGGAUGCCAAUACCACUGCCGAAAAGGAGGAGUUCGAGUACAAAUUGGAAGAGUUGACGAAGAUCUGUAGUCCCAUCAUGACAAAAAUGCACCAGCAGGCAGGCGCUGGCACACAGCCUAGUAAUUGCGGCCAGCAAUCUGGUAAUUUUGGUGGAGGCAAAUAUGGUGGACCAACUGUGGAGGAAGUGGACUAAA